This is a messenger RNA of Lytechinus variegatus (green sea urchin), 1166 nucleotides long. Its product is annotated as cytoglobin-1-like. Bases 93 to 689 code for a protein of 198 amino acids. Gene Ontology annotation, molecular function: heme binding; oxygen binding. The record is from RefSeq and is a predicted model, not a curated record. The transcript is spliced from 5 exons. Lineage: Eukaryota; Metazoa; Echinodermata; Echinoidea; Temnopleuroida; Toxopneustidae.
UCGUGAUAUUGUACUUUGGUACGUUUUUGUAGACUUUCGAAAGAAUAUACUUGACAGUGUUAGACGGUUACUCUCUCUGGAAUGACAGCAUAAUGGCACAGUCUGCUGACGAUUUACCUGGUGGGAAUAUUUUCAAGCAAGCAUGGGUCACCAUAACAUCGUUUUUCGGCAGCUUUCUUUCAAGCGAUGAUGAUGAAAUUGACGAGACGACAGGUCUUACCAGGCAGCAGAAAACACUAAUUAAGAAGUCAUGGUCGUACGUCCAAGAAGACAAACUCAGGAUCGGGGUGCUUAUCUUCAUCAAAUUAUUCAAAGCCUACCCGUCAUCCCAACAACUGUUUGACAAACUCAAAGACUUCACAGACAUGGAGGAGCUGGCGCGGAACAAGAAGAUGAAAGCACACGCGACCAGGGUGAUGGCAGCAUUUACGUCCAUUGUAGAGUACAUUGAUCAACCUGACAUCCUAGAUGAACUGCUACGAAAUACCUCUAUCACACACUACAAACUGAGAAUGCCUCCUCAUUAUUUUGAGGACCUUGGAGGAGUAAUAAUCGAGGCCCUAAGUGAAAGUCUGGGAGAUAAGUUCACACAGAAGACGAAAGAGGCAUGGCUCGUUUAUUACUCAUACAUGUGUAAAGUAAUGCUGGAAGAAAUGGAAUUGUUGGAACCAUCACAUGACGACGACUAGUCCCGAUAUAAAAUAAAACGAACUUUAUCUAUGACUAUAUAGUGACCGCAUAUGGAUUUGUACAUAACUCGUAUCAAUUUUUCACUUGUGAUAUAUUCUGAGAGUAAAGGAUGAUUUUUACAAUAUGAAGUGGUUUGUAUAAUUAUUUACUAUAAAUACAUCAUAUGGCUGUAUAUUAAAUAUCUAUAUAUUGGACGCUUUUCUUUUCGAAAAAAAGGUUCAUAUCUCAAACGGUAAAGUCAAUUUUCAUUAUGAUGAUAUCGUAGCCAAGCCGAAACUCUCUUAGUUGGAGCAGGUUCUUUUUUCCACUGAAAUGUAUUGUAUUUUGCUUUUCUGGUAAAAAAAAUGUCAGUGGAAAGAGCUGUAGAGAUGGGACUAUAAGUGACAUCUAUGCUGCCCUACUUUGGCAAAAGGAAGCAAGUGACACGUUAGUCAAAUUUGAGUUAUUGUUGUUCCUGAAACACCCUUUGUAUGUUG